Molecule: messenger RNA, 1897 nt
Organism: Schistocerca nitens (vagrant locust)
Lineage: Eukaryota; Metazoa; Arthropoda; Insecta; Orthoptera; Acrididae
Product: venom carboxylesterase-6-like
Exons: 10
Coding region: 68-1693 (541 amino acids)
Source: RefSeq, a predicted model, not a curated record
UACGUCUGUUCAUUAAAAUAUCUCGACUGCACACAGUAAGACGACAAAGUUGAUAUUCCCAGUGAAGAUGGCAGUUUGUGUUCAAGCAGUCUUUGCUGCGAUGGUGCUCGUGACAGCCCAUCUAACAUUAUGUACGGCGCAGGACGUGUACGUGACGGUGCAGCAGGGCAGGCUGAGAGGCGCCGUGGAGACGAGCGCGCUGGGCCUACCCUACGCCAGGUUCAGGGGCGUGCCCUACGCCCAGCCACCAGUCGGGGAACUCCGCUUCCAGGCACCGCAACCACCGGCCAACUGGGAUGGUGACCGCGAUGCCUUGGAGGACCCUGACCCCUGCCCACAGGUAGGGAUGUCUGGAGGGUUUCAAGGCAAUGAAGACUGCCUAUACGUCAACAUAUACGUGCCUCUCAAUGCAUCGGGCCCUUUCCCGGUGCUCACGUGGUUUCCUGUAGGCGCCUUCAAAAGUGGGUCUGCGGCAGACACAGGUCCAGACAUAUUCCUGUCACUAGACAUCAUUGUAGUCGCUGUCCAGCCUCGAGUCAGUGCCAUGGGCUUGCUGAGCACUGGUGACGAGGUGAUCCCUGGGAAUGCCGGCAUGAAGGACAUGGUGAUGUCCCUGCAGUGGAUACAACAGAAUAUCGCUGCCUUCGGUGGGGAUCCUAACCAGGUGACCAUCGGUGGUGAGAGCUCUGGAGGCUGCUCUGUCUCGCACCUGGUGUUGUCACCUCUCACUGCAGGCCUCUUCCGUGGUGCCAUAAUCCAUAGUGGAGAGGCAGCCAGCCCCUGGGGAAUAAUGGCCGACCCUGCGGCCAAGGCGUUCCGUCUGGCAGAGGUCCUAGGUUUUACUGCGAACAACACUCAGGAGCUGCGAGACUUCCUCCUGACGGUUGACCCCCAGGACCUCGUAUCUCACGAUGACGACAUCAUCACUCCAGAGGAGGAGAUCCGCAUCCAGCAUCUUGCAUGGCUCCCCGUGCUUGAACAGGACGUGGAAGGCGCCUUCGUUACCGAGUGGCCGGCCGAAAGCCUGAAGGCAGGUCGUUUCAACAAGGUCCCCGUCAUCACGGGCUUCACGUCCGGGGACGGGCUCGAGCUGAUUCGACAGAAGCUGUACCUCUCUGACACGGCAGCAGUCCAGGAGCUCAGUGACAACUUCGUGCAGAUAGUGUCUCCAAUCCUGCACCUGGCGACGGCCGAAGAGCGCGAGGAGGCGGCACUCAAGAUGCGGGACUUUUACUUUGGCCACGAGAACAUCACCAUCGACGAUGCUCAAGCCAUCACCGAUAUGUGUACCGACAUAUACUGGGGCGAGCCGGCUGACGCCACAGUGAGGGCAGCAUCUAACCAUUCCGACGCCGGGCCCAUCUACUACCACCUGUUCGAUUACCGAGGACCGGAGCUUGGCAACGGCACGUAUGGUACAAGCCACGCCUCGCAGGGCUUCAUGAUGUUCUACAACGAGCGUAUGGGGCUGCCAGAUCCCAAUACGACGUUUGGUCAGUUGAGACUGGCCAUGAUACGGCUGUGGAGCAACUUCAUUAAAUACGGAACACCAUCUCCAGAAGGUGACGAGUUCAUCUGGGAGCCUUUCGACAACACAAAUCUUUAUUAUGCGCACAUCACAGACACCGUCAAUCUGGAGCAAGCCUUGUUCAAGGAACGCAUGGAAUUCUGGCAACAGAAUAUCCCCCUCUGAACUUUAUGUAAUCGUUGACAUGCGCCAUUGCUAUACUUCCUGCGCACGACUGAUAUUAUAUUUGUCACUGUUGUUCGCUCAGCAUGUUUAACACGCAAUGUUUCGUAACAUGGCGUGUCAAAAUGGACUCAUGUGCUUCAUGGGAAGUCACAGUGCUGUGUACUGUUUUGAUAGCUCCAAACAGAACACUUCAAUAAAGAAAAC